UUCGUGCUUAUGUGCUUGGCGAACUAAAUUCCUUCACCGCUUACUAUGCAAAGGUGCAUAAUCUACGUCAAAAAAACAAUAAAAAAUUACAUAUAACGAUUACGCUUACACGACAUGGGUACAUGGUCAUGAAUGAGGUGAUCAGAGUGAUCAUUACUCAAGAAAAUGCCGCCGAAACAAAGAAAAAUCGCCAUCAUGGGCUAUCGUUCAGUCGGCAAAUCGUCACUGAGCAUCCAGUUCGUUGAAGGUCAAUUUGUAGAUUCUUACGAUCCAACAAUUGAAAAUACGUUUGUGAAAACUACUAGAGUGAACAAUCAAGAGUACGACUUAAAAUUGGUCGAUACAGCUGGACAAGAUGAGUACUCGAUUUUGCCCACACAAUAUUCUAUGGAUAUUCAUGGAUACGUACUAGUCUACAGCAUUACAUCACCAAAAUCUUUUGAAAUCAUACAAAUAAUUUAUGACAAACUUUUAGAUAUGACCGGCAAAGUACAUGUUCCUGUAGUAUUGGUUGGAAAUAAAAAAGAUUUGCAUAUGGAUCGUGUUGUUACACAAGAAGAAGGGCGUAGGUUAGCAGAUUCUUGGAAAGCUGUAUUUCUUGAAGCUUCGGCCAAGCAGAAUGAGGUAACUUCAAAAAAAUGUGUAGCUGAUAUAUUCCAUACCAUGUUAAUGGAAAUUGAAAAAGCUAAUGGAAAUGUUCAAGAGAAAACUGGUUGCAGUAUAUCAUGAAAGUGCAAUAAAACCACACCAAUGACUUUAUUUUAUUAUUAUUAUAUAGCCAAAUAUGUUACUUACAUUUGUAUUAAUUAAUACAUUUAAAAAUAU
Sipha flava (yellow sugarcane aphid) is the source of this 825-nucleotide messenger RNA. Its product is annotated as GTP-binding protein Rheb homolog. Gene Ontology annotation, molecular function: GTP binding; GTPase activity; GDP binding. Gene Ontology annotation, cellular component: plasma membrane. The coding region runs from base 166 to 729 and encodes 187 amino acids. The transcript has 5 exons. The record is from RefSeq and is a predicted model, not a curated record. Lineage: Eukaryota; Metazoa; Arthropoda; Insecta; Hemiptera; Aphididae. Gene Ontology annotation, biological process: small GTPase-mediated signal transduction.